AUGUCGUCUUGUCUAACAACGAACCUCUCUCAAGCAAAUGAUUCGACCCCUGCCACAUUUGAGGAGAAAAAGAUGCUUCUCGGAAAUGCUGAUAUCGUAAAACUUUUUUUUGAAAUUCUUAUCGCUCUUUUUGGAGUUAUUGGCAACGCUCUAGUGAUCUUUAUCAUUGUCAGAAGAGGAAAGAGGAAACACGCUGGAGAUCACUUUAUUCUGCAGCUGGCGAUUGCGGAUCUUGGAGCACUGCUAAUCGCUUUUCCAGUUGUCAUCGUAAGGGAAAAGGCGUCUCUUAACUGGCCAUUCGGGAGGUUUACUUGUCUCUAUUUGUACCCUAUUGUGGAAAUAUUCUUCGGUGCGUCUGUAUGGAGUAUCGUGGCUAUUGCUGUAGAGCGAUAUCGGAAAAUUGUGUUAUUGAAAUCAUCUGGUCUAUGCAACCGAACGAAUUCAUCCAGUCGAGUUUUUGCUACUGCUGUUAGUUUGUGGGUGGCAUCUUUUGUGUUGUUUUGCCUUCCGCUUUAUUUUGCCGUGGAUUAUCAUCCCACGCCAAAUGGAGGGGAGUGGUGUGGCUUAAUGUGGCCAGUGCUGUUUGAAAAAAUCUAUGUUGGAUGUCUGACUUUAUUUUCCUACACUCUGCCCUUAAUAAUCAUCUCCUUUACUUAUGUUGUGAUAUCUCGCGCACUACGACAGAGCAGCUCAUUUAUCAAAACCAUGAAACAAGAAAAUGAAGAUGUCGUCAAAAAGGAGCAACAAGGGACAAGGCUGGGAUCUUUUAAAAACUCUAAUCGCCUUGAAAAUAGCCGAUCUAUGAUCAACAGGAAAAAGAUGAAUCGCCUUUGUCAAAACAAACGAGCCAAGAAAAUCAUAACACCACUUGUUUUGGUGUUUGCAUUAACGAUGUUUCCCUUAAAUAUUUUACGCCUCGCAUUAACGUUUUGGCCCGAGAUUGUUCCAGAAGACUAUUUUGCAAAUAUUCUUUAUGUAGUAGUUGUUUCCACAAUGCUCAAUCAUGCAGCUAAUCCGGUGAUUUAUUCUGCUGUAAGUAGAGAAUUUCGUACGGAGAUGAAAAGCUUGUGUCAUGGAGGUCGUGGGAAACACCGUUCGUCUAUCUUUUCUUGGUAG
This is a messenger RNA of Porites evermanni, 1116 nucleotides long. The record is from the annotation of a GenBank genome assembly. Lineage: Eukaryota; Metazoa; Cnidaria; Anthozoa; Scleractinia; Poritidae.